Nasonia vitripennis (jewel wasp) is the source of this 3427-nucleotide messenger RNA. RefSeq names its product ATP-binding cassette sub-family F member 2. Bases 306 to 2219 code for a protein of 637 amino acids. NCBI's taxonomy places the organism in Eukaryota, Metazoa, Arthropoda, Insecta, Hymenoptera, Pteromalidae. The record is from RefSeq and is a predicted model, not a curated record. The transcript has 9 exons. Gene Ontology annotation, molecular function: ATP binding; ATP hydrolysis activity.
CAAGGACUUUGGCGGGCGGCCGACGACGGAAAGUGACGCUGUAGCUCCGCAAUCUGCCCCUCUUUCCCCGCCAACACUCGCGCUCACUCUCUCUCUCUCUCUCUCUUUCGCUGCGCUCAGUCCACAAGACACGAGCGCGCGCGUGGACGACUGGACGCGUGCUGCAGCAUCAGCACGAGACUCGCAUCGCCGCAGACCAGGCCAGCAGCCUUUUCACCCAGACGUCGACGCCGACGCUUGAAAUACGAGGACGGACAGGUAUCCAUCCGGAGAUUAAGCUCGUAGUGGUAGCAUAGUAGCGUAACAUGCCGUCCGACGCCAAGAAGAAGCAGCAGCAGAAGAAGAAGGAGGCUGCGAAGGCAAGGCAAUCCGGUAAGAAGCCCACGCAGACCGGACAGCGCAACGAGGAGGACGGCUCCAUCAAGGAGGACAGCCCUACACCCGGACAGGAUAGAAGACAGAACGGAACCAAUGGAACCGUCGCGCUCAGUGAAGAGGAAGCGCUGUGUGCGAAACUCGAGGCUGACGCCAGGCUGAACGCGGAGGCUCGCGCCUGCACGGGUUCGCUGGCCUCCCACCCGCGUAGUCGUGACAUCAAGAUCUCCAACUUCUCGGUCACCUUCCAUGGCUGCGAGCUCAUGCAGGACACGAUGCUCGAGCUUAAUUGUGGCCGGCGCUACGGUCUGCUCGGUCUCAACGGCUCCGGCAAGUCAACUCUGCUCUCGGUUCUUGGCAACCGCGAAGUACCCAUCCCCGAUGCCAUCGACAUCUUCCACCUGACCAGGGAGAUGCCCGCCAGCAACAAAACUGCCCUGCAGUGCGUCAUGGAGGUCGACGAGGAGCGAGUCAGACUCGAGAAACUCGCCGAGGAACUUGUCGACUGUCCCGAAGAGGACGCUCAGGAGCAACUCAUGGACGUUUACGAAAGAUUAGACGACAUGAGCGCUGAUACAGCGGAAGCGCGCGCCGCUGGUAUACUGCACGGUCUUGGAUUCACUUCCAAAAUGCAGCAGACACCCACUAGAGAUUUCUCAGGAGGUUGGAGAAUGCGUAUCGCUCUUGCUAGAGCUCUGUACGUGAAACCGCAUUUACUUCUACUCGAUGAACCCACAAAUCAUCUUGAUCUUGAUGCCUGUGUAUGGUUGGAAGAAGAGUUGAAGACGUAUAAACGAAUUUUAGUUAUCAUAUCCCAUUCGCAAGAUUUCCUCAAUGGUAUCUGCACAAAUAUCAUUCAUCUUCACAAAAAGCAACUAAAGUAUUAUACUGGAAAUUACGAGGCGUUCGUCAAGACGAGGAUGGAACUGUUGGAGAACCAGGCUAAGCAGUACAACUGGGAACAGGAUCAAAUCGCCCACAUGAAGAAUUACAUUGCUCGAUUUGGUCACGGUUCCGCCAAGUUGGCUCGUCAAGCUCAAUCUAAGGAAAAGACUUUGGCAAAAAUGGUUGCUCAAGGACUCACAGAAAAGGUUACGAGUGACAAAAUUUUGAACUUCUAUUUCCCAUCAUGUGGAACGAUUCCGCCGCCCGUCAUUAUGGUCCAGAACGUUAGUUUCCGGUACAGUGACGAUGGUCCUUGGAUUUACAAAAAUCUAGAAUUCGGUAUCGAUUUAGAUACUAGGCUGGCUCUUGUAGGUCCUAAUGGAGCUGGUAAGAGUACUCUAUUGAAGCUUCUGUAUGGUGACUUGGUGCCAUCAAGCGGUAUGAUUAGAAAAAAUAGCCAUCUUCGAAUUGGAAGGUAUCAUCAGCAUUUGCACGAACUUCUUGAUUUAGAUAUGUCUCCACUAGAUUAUAUGAUGAAAGCUUUCCCGGAUGUCAAGGAACGCGAAGAGAUGCGUAAAAUCAUUGGCCGAUACGGAUUAACGGGAAGACAGCAGGUCUGCCCUAUCCGUCAAUUGUCCGACGGACAAAGAUGUCGCGUUGUGUUUGCAUGGCUGGCCUGGCAAGUUCCUCAUCUGCUGUUGAUGGACGAACCUACGAAUCACUUGGAUAUGGAAACCAUUGACGCCUUAGCAGACGCAAUCAAUGAAUUUGAUGGUGGAAUGGUGCUAGUUUCUCACGAUUUCAGACUGAUAAACCAGGUGGCUGAAGAAAUUUGGGUGUGUGAGAAUGGAACUGUCACCAAAUGGCAGGGCAAUAUUCUCGACUACAAGGAGCAUCUGAAGACUAAGGUUCUCAAAGAUAAUCAAAAGCGCGCAAAGGACAUGGGCCGACAGAAAUAGUUCAAUCGACGAUUUUCGAAUUCUUGCGACAAACAAUGUAACCUUUCCACACACCUGAAGGAUUGCCUCGAGAUUUUAAAUGAGAAAACUAAAUGAAAAUGAUAAAUUUAAUGAACUUUCGCUGCUGUGUAGCGACAAGCUGAUUCCAACAAUAGCUAAUUUAUUAAACUAAUAUAAAUAAUUAAGUGCGAUCUAUACUGAGUGAUUGCUGAAUGUCGGUAACUUUCACAAUUAAUUUAGAAACGUGAUAAAAUUGGUUCGAUCCAGUACAUGGAUGUGAAAAAUAAAGUGAAAAAAAGUUGAUUGCAAUAAUUAAAAUAGUUACAUUUUUAUUUGAAAAUUUUAUAUAAUUGAACUUUGUCAUAAAAUAUAACUGCACGAACUUUAUAAUAAAAAUCAUGUGUCAAGUGUAUUACUGGUAUAAUACAUACGAUUUUUGGUGUCGAAAAAAUAGAUUAAUUUUGAUGGUGUGAAGCGACACCUUGAGAUUCUGAAGAAUCUCAUAAAAUUAAAUACCUUUAAUCACAAAAAAAAUGACUAACUCCACAUUGUAGAAUAUAAUACUUGAAAAAUCUAUUUACACAUCCGCAAAUAUUUUCUUUGUCAAAUUCAAUGCGAAUAUUGCGUAAAAAUACUUCCGUCGUUCGGUAAAAUACUAUGAAAGUGUAACACGCCGUACGCCUCUCUAUCUCGAAAAUAUUAAAUCUGCAUAUAUAAUUUUAACAAUAACAAAUAACUGCUUAUAUAAAAUACUGCUUAGAGAUUACUGAAAAAUAUCUUAGAAUCUAACUUUCACACCGGAGUGGAAGCCGGAAUGGAACAGGCUGCCUCCUGGACCAGGGCCGCGUUUCUCAGUAUCAGCAGAUGCGAGUCUAUGUCGUUGAGGGUCUGAUCGAUGAAGGUGAGCUUGCGAGCUUGGCUCUUGGGCACUCUGUGCUUUGUGACCAGAGCCAGGUGAGUGACAGCUAGAACGAGGGCCGCGACUCUUGCCGAGCCUUGCGUCCAGUGGCGGGUACAUACUGCGAACCACGUCGUCGACUCGCGGCGGUAUGCGCCUCGCGACCUGCAGCGAGGAAAAUUAACGAUUGUAUACUCUUGUGACGAGUUGUUAUUGUUGAAAGUAGUCGCGCGCGCAGUGAUCACGAUACAUGAGAAUUGUUUGUAACUGUGUAAUAAAUAUUUUACAUAUCUUUGUCAUUGAACAAAAA